CUAAAUUCGGCUAGAUUAAGAGUUAUCUUGAGUUUACAAGGAUGAUAGAGAAUACCUUCAAUCAAGUAUUCCUCCAUUUCUUCCCCAGGAUGCUGCUAAGAAAAGCUUUUUUUGGGAACACAACAAAACUAUUUUUGAAAGUUAAUCCAAACGAGGCCUUCAGAAAAAACACUUUUUAAUCCCUAAUUCUCGACUCCCGAAGAGAACCCUUUUCACACUCCGUUAGUGGACAUUUCAAGCUCCGGCGAAACUUUGUUUACUAAAUGAAAUAGAGAGAGAGAGUUACCUCCAACGGACAGAACUGGCAAUGCAAGCGGCGAGCGGGUAGCAGCAAUCCGGCGAGGUAUGGCGUAGGGGCUUGGUUGUUCUGAGGAAGAAGAAAUGGUUUCAGAGACAGAUAUACCUCCGACGACAAGUACCGGUGAUUUCUCCGGUGAUGUAAAGUGAAGAGGCGACUGAUGAGUUGUUGGGUUUAGUCUCGGCAUUCUUAUUUCUGAACUCUGAAGAAGAAGAAGAAGAAGAAGAAGAAGAAGAAAAGGGUUCACUGUGAUAUGUAACAGAGCAACUGAGGAAUGAGGAUUUACAGAUCAUCUGUAGGAGAAGACAACUUGAAGCCUUGAACCCACAUUUCACAGAGAACACAAGAUUUGUCAUCUAAUCUACGCCUCAGAGUAGGAGCUACGAACCUGCGAAGUGUGUAAACUAUGGAAACCAAGGUUUCUCUGUGACUCCCUCUCUCUCUCUCUUCCCCCACUUACUGCUUCUGCCUUCUAGUGCUACCAAGGUCAGAGUAAUGCCCCUUUAACAACCAAUCUGUUGCUGGGGAAAGUGGAAAAAGAGAAUCUGAAAACGAUGAACGCAUCAAAUUCCAAUCAAAUCUCGGAACAAACCUUCUCAAUACCCCAGAUCACAAUGCAGAACAGUCUCCGGAUCCUCAAUCCACAACCAAACCAUGACUCAGACCCUACUCCUAUCGCUAACCCUAAUUCGUUUCCACUGCCCUCACUUUCCAUCCCCAUAAAGCGAAAGCGGGGCAGGGUUUCUCGCAAGCCCUCCUCUCUCCCUCUCAAUAACCAGGUUUUUCCGCCAUUUUCUCUUCUCUACGGCAUCGUUAAUGGUAGUAACGAACUUGUUUCUUCUCCUUUUUCUUCUUCUAUGUCUCCUACCAAACCCUUGCCCACCACUAACAUAGAGAACUCGACAACUUCUCAAGCGCCUGGUGUCACUCCGGACAUCUCAGAGGAGAUCAUUGUCAUUAACAAAGAAGCCACUGCCGAAGCUCUCAUUGCUUUCUCCGCUGGCUUCCCCGCAGAUUCCCUCACCGAAGAGGAAAUCGAAGCCGGGGUCGUCUCCGUCGUUGGAGGUAUCGAGCAGGUUAAUUACAUAUUAAUCAGAAACCAUAUCCUCAAUAAAUGGAGAGAAAAUGUGUCCAUCUGGCUCUCCAAAGAGUCUUUCGCUGAUUCUAUACCCCCGCACUGCGAUGCCCUCUUGAAUUCCGCUUAUAAUUUCUUGGUUUCUCAUGGGUGCAUUAAUUUUGGGGUCGCCGCUGCAAUCAAAGAGAAGAUUCCGGCAAAGGCCACCAAGCCAAACGUGAUUGUGGUCGGAGCUGGGUUGGCUGGUUUGGCCUCUGCGAGGCAGUUAAUGGCUUUUGGGUUUAAGGUGGUCGUGUUGGAAGGCAGGAAACGGGCUGGUGGACGGGUCUACACGAAGAAAAUGGAAGGCGCCAACAGAAUUGCAGCUGCAGAUUUAGGGGGUAGUGUCUUGACUAGUACUCAAGGGAACCCACUUGCGAUUUUAGCUAGGCAGCUCAUGUAUUCUCUGCAUAAGGUGAGGGAUAAGUGCCCACUUUACGGGCCAGAUGGGAAACCAGUUGACACGGACGUGGAUUCCAAGGUAGAGACAGCAUUUAACAGGCUCUUGGACCAGGCGAGCAGGCUCAGGCAGUUAAUGGGAGAGGUCUCUGUGGAUGUCUCUUUGGGUGCAGCACUGGAGACCUUCAGGGAGGUCUUUGGGGAUGCAGUGAAUGCUGAAGAGUUGAACUUGUUCAAUUGGCAUCUUGCGAACUUGGAGUAUGCUAAUGCGGGUUUGCUCUCGAAGCUCUCACUCGCAUUUUGGGAUCAAGACGACCCUUAUGACAUGGGAGGGGAUCACUGUUUCUUGCCAGGAGGAAAUGGAAGAUUGGUUCAGGCAUUGGCAGAGAACUUACCCAUCCUUUAUGAGAAGACCGUGCAUACAAUCCAAUACCGUAGUGGAGGAGUGCAGGUUCUUGCAGGGAACCAGGUUUUUGAAGGCGAUAUGGUGCUUUGCACAGUCCCGCUUGGGGUGCUCAAGAGUGGUUCAAUCAAGUUCAUUCCUGAACUGCCUCAGAGGAAGCUCGAUGGAAUAAAGAGGUUAGGAUUUGGGUUGUUAAACAAGGUGGCAAUGUUGUUCCCCCAUGUGUUUUGGGGUACUGAGCUUGAUACAUUUGGGCACCUUUCAGAUAAUCCCAGUCGUCGUGGGGAGUUUUUCCUGUUCUAUAGCUAUGCCAGUGUGGCUGGUGGUCCUCUCUUGAUUGCUUUAGUAGCAGGAGAAGCUGCGCUCAAGUUUGAGAGCAUGCCCCCUACUGAUGCUGUUACCCUGGUUCUUCAGAUCCUCAAAGGUAUUUACGAGCCACAGGGAAUUGAUGUUCCUAAGCCCAUUCAAACUGUCUGCACCAGGUGGGGUUGCGACCCCUUCAGUUUAGGUUCCUAUUCCAAUGUUGCAGUGGGGGCAUCAGGUGAUGAUUAUGACAUCUUGGCUGAAAAUGUUGGAGAUGGGAGGCUUUUCUUUGCAGGGGAGGCCACAAAUAGGCGAUACCCUGCAACCAUGCAUGGGGCAUUCCUGAGUGGUCUGAGGGAAGCUGCGAGUAUGGCACAUCAUGCCAAUGCUCGAGCCUUGCAAAUUAAAGUUGAGAGAAGCCCGUCCAAGGACGCUCAAUCUUAUACUACCCUACUAGCAGAUUUAUUCAGAGAACCUGAUUUAGAAUUUGGAAGCUUUGCUGUUAUUCUUGGACCAAAGUCUGAUCCCAAGUCUAUGGCCAUCUUGAGGGUCACUUUUAGUGGGUCUCGGAAGAAGAGCAAUGAAGGGCCAAAGCCUGAUCAACAACAUUCAAAUAAGUUACUUUUUCAGCAGCUUCAAUCACAUUUUAAUCAGCAGCAACAGCUCCAUGUAUACACAUUGUUAUCGAGUCAGCAGGCGCUUGAACUCAGUGAGGUGAGAGGAGGUGAUGAGAUGAGAUUGUAUUACCUAUGCGAGAAGCUUGGAGUGAAAUUGAUUGGAAGGAGAGGUUUGGGAUCCGCAGCUGAUUCUGUCAUUGCAGCCAUUAAGGCUGAAAGGGGCAACCGUAGACCAAUUUCAACAUCUUUUGCUCUUAAAUCAGGAACAGCAAAGCAAAAACCAAGUUAUUCCAAGCAGACAUGGAUCAGAAGGGCUAAAACAGUGAGUACCAGCAACAAUUCUGCAUCUGUUCCCAGAUGAAACACGGAGAAUGCUUCUUUAGUGAGGAAAAUUGAAGCAUAAAGAAGGGGGUUGGGGGCAACUUUCAGAGCCACUUCGAUCAGCAAGGAAAUCAGUAUAACUGCGAAGUUGACAAGUCAGGUGCCACCACUUUGAAUCAUGGUAAGUCAGGCUACAAUUGUUUGGCUAGUCCUUAUAUGAACUUUCAGACUUUUAAUUGCAAAGAUGAGGCAUAGUUGCGCAGACAAUCGGGCGGUGUAAGUAGCGGUAAAGAUGGAGAGGAAUUUAAGUUCUUAUAAUGUGAAGGAGAAAUCAUCUUAGAAUUAUGAGGAUCAUGAUAUUAACUUUCACUAAAGUCUAGGCUGAGGACUGAUAUGGAAUCCAUUGAUGGGUUGUUUCAGCUUCCUACUACCUAUGUAAUGGUUUAUAAGCCCUAGCAAAAUCUCUGUUAAGCAAGGGCAUACUUGGGUUCUAAAGUAUUGUCACUA
This is a messenger RNA of Macadamia integrifolia, 3962 nucleotides long. RefSeq names its product protein FLOWERING LOCUS D-like. Gene Ontology annotation, molecular function: oxidoreductase activity; protein binding. The record is from RefSeq and is a predicted model, not a curated record. Bases 853 to 3495 code for a protein of 880 amino acids. NCBI's taxonomy places the organism in Eukaryota, Viridiplantae, Streptophyta, Magnoliopsida, Proteales, Proteaceae. The transcript is spliced from 5 exons.